AUGUUUUGGGGCUGUCGCGUCAAGAUCGCAGUCAAGAGCCUCGUCACCAAGGGCACCCUGGUCCAGACCAAGGGCACCGGUGCAUCCGGCUCCUUCAAGCUCAACAAGAAAGCCGUCGAGGCGAAGAAGCCCGCCAAAAAAGCUGCAGUCCCCAAAGUCAAGAAGGUGGCCGCCAAGAAGCCCGCCGCGGCGAAGAAGCCCAAGAAGGUAGCAGCCAAGAAGGCCGUCGCCGCAAAGAAGUCCCCCAAGAAGGCCAAGAAGCCCGCUACACCCAAAAAGGCCACCAAGAGCCCCAAGAAGGUGAAGAAGAUUGCCGCAGCGGCCAAGAAGGCGGUCAAGAGCCCCAAGAAGGCUACAAAGGCAGCCAAGCCCAAAGCCGCCAAGCCCAAGGCAGCCAAGGCCAAGAAGGCAGCCCCCAAGAAGAAGUAA
Coregonus clupeaformis (lake whitefish) is the source of this 429-nucleotide messenger RNA. Its product is annotated as histone H1-like. Gene Ontology annotation, molecular function: structural constituent of chromatin; DNA binding. Gene Ontology annotation, biological process: nucleosome assembly. The coding region runs from base 1 to 429 and encodes 142 amino acids. The transcript has a single exon. Lineage: Eukaryota; Metazoa; Chordata; Actinopteri; Salmoniformes; Salmonidae. Gene Ontology annotation, cellular component: nucleosome. The record is from RefSeq and is a predicted model, not a curated record.